UUGGUAGGACAAGUGAGGCCACACUCUAAAUGUCUUACGAAGAAAUUUCCCAUAAUACGAGGGAAAUGGCGCAAGCAUAAUACGAAGGUGGGUUUUCUUCGUAUUACGAAGGUUUUUAGGCGCGAAGUAGCCUUAUAGUAUACCCAGGGUUCAGCCGGCGGGAGAUUCAACUCGCGUGGCCCUUUAUGCAUUUUGGAAAUUUUCUAUAGGAUUUUAAUGAGAUUUUGCUGGGGCCCUUAACUUAAGGAAUAAAUUCAUCUAAUAGUGGUUGAGUUUUGACCUUGACCUCAAGAAGAACGUCCUGUCGUGACGAAUAUUUCUAGGACAUGCUAGUCACUUUACAGUAUCCUAAAAUGCGGUGCUAGCGCUGAUGAUGAUUGAUGAUAAGAGGGUGAACAUUCCAAAGUCUGUUACGAACUGCCCCACUCUCCCUUACACCUCGCCCACGCGCUAAAGCAGUAGUUGAUACCCCGGGGCAAACGGCAUGCCCCAUCCACCCCGCCCCACCGGCUCGCUGGGUGACUCAUGAGCGUCGCUCCCCCCUCCGCCCCCCACUGCAAAGCUAGGUCGGUGCCACUGGUCCGAUGCACGCCGGUUUAUCUUGUUGCUGUCAGUGUUGCCGGCGCAACGCGACGCGGUGGUCCGCUGCUGGGCCACUAGGAGACUCGCGCCAGAUCUGCGAGGUCCCAGGCCAGAACACAUUGCGCAACGACGCAAAAGCCGCGCGCCGCCGCCUCCCUUCCCCUCGCCGGGCGGCGCUCCCCCUCCACCCCCCCACCACCACCACGCGGUGGCAUCGACCCAAGGCCGACACAGCUAGCGCGGCUCUGACGCGCCGCCGGCGGUUUCUUUUGCUGUGCUUGCCAGUGCGGCCGGCGCGACGCAGCGGACAACCGUUGUGCAGUGUAGAGGCGUGGCAAGCCAGUCAACACCAUCGAGUCGACUGGCGGACGAUCACAGCGCAGUGCACUCCGAGCCUGCACGCCUUCAUCUGCAUCGGAGACGAGCCGUGGCGCCAACCACUGGAUCUUCUGGAGCGAAGAGCCGCAUCGGCAUGGCAGGAAGUGAGCCCCCCACGGCAGGGCGCAGCACUGGCGGAAGUGGCAGUGGUAGUGGCAGGUCGAGGAACGAGCUGUGGCGCCUGCUGACGGAGUACUGCACGCCGCGUAGCGACUGCGGCGUCACUCUUCCCUCCGGACCCUGCGGACGAAUUCAUGUCAAAGACAAGCGCGUCCAGAUCAUCGUAGAGCGACGAGAAUACUUGCACUCCAGCAUUUGUUCGGACACUGAUUGCGAAACGACGACAGAAAAGGUCUUUUACAAACACCGCGAAAAAAAGAAAGCUUUGUUUCAAGACGGAAAGUUCGGUGGACGUCCAGACCCUACCCUGGUGGCCAAAAUUCGAAAAGCCUUUUUAGAAUUAGUCGACGAGUUUGCAAGAACAGUGAAACCAGGCAAAGAAGAAAAUACAGAAGAUCUACCAGUGCUCUAUGAAUCAUGCUGUUCGGGUCAUUGCGAUGAGCUGAUCUAUUUGUUGGAAUUUGGAAAAAUUGGAGCUCUUAAUCGUUACCCGAAGGAUGAGUAUGAAAAAGUUAUGCAUUGCCAACAUGGUGGUCAAGCCGUCGGGCAUCAUAUGUCUUUCUUUAUGCAUUAUAUAGUCCAUUUCUUCAUAGGGACAAAGUUGUUAUUGUACAAUAAUGUUGAAAAGGCUCCCAAAUUGCAACGGAUGUACGAUCUUGCUUGUGAUGGUCAAACGUUCCUGCCUUACCAGCGUAAAAACUUGCACUUGUGGAUGAAAGACUUGGACGUAACGACAGAAAUGUGCAAGGCGGCCUUCCGCUGCAUUUACCUCUAUGUUUAUUUACGACGUAAAUUUGAGCCGGACUACAACAUAGAAACUGAUCGCAUUUUAAAACUAGGGUAUGAAGAGCGCAUUUGGUUGCGUUGUUUUUAAUCUAGGUAGACUGUCAACAUGUGUAAUCUUGAUAAAGACGAUUUUGGAUGCACAAAAAAGUUAUACUAUUAAACCGAUUUUUUAAGUAGGUGAAAUCUACCAUAUUGUCCCUUUGUUUCGGAUGUGAAAAUAGGCCGGGAAGUGCUGGAAAUCGCUCUUCAGUAGAGCUCUGACUGUAACCGGGUUUCACCGGCUUACCAUCUUUUUCCUCCAUCUACAAUCCUUGACGCUCUGGGCCAGAAGUCCGACGCAUGUAUGGUACCAAAGGAGUAACUCUCAGGCAAAACGAGGUGAAAUUUUAUCUGCAAUCUAGUUGAAGCUGCUAUUAAAUGUAAUCUGUGAAAAUGGGAACAAGGCUGAAAUAAAUAGUUGUUAUUUUUUUUAAGUUGAAUUGGUUAGUAUUCUAUCUUUAGCCUACAAUACAAAUUUUGGCAUGAAAUACAAUGCAAAGAAUA
This is a messenger RNA of Thrips palmi, 2409 nucleotides long. RefSeq lists its product as uncharacterized. The transcript is spliced from 3 exons. NCBI's taxonomy places the organism in Eukaryota, Metazoa, Arthropoda, Insecta, Thysanoptera, Thripidae. The record is from RefSeq and is a predicted model, not a curated record. The coding region runs from base 1055 to 1954 and encodes 299 amino acids.